AUGCCGCCCAAGAAGGUCUACGUUCAGCCCGCCGGCUCGCGCCGCCAGCCCAAGGGCUUCCUCGCCUCCACCUACGACACCCUGACCUCGCCCGAGAACUCUGCCAUGGUCAAGGCCAUCGCUUCCUUUGGGGUCGGCGUCACCUUCCUCGCAAGCUCGUGGGGCGAGUUCCUGCUUCCUCCGUAA
Diaporthe batatas is the source of this 186-nucleotide messenger RNA. RefSeq lists its product as uncharacterized. Lineage: Eukaryota; Fungi; Ascomycota; Sordariomycetes; Diaporthales; Diaporthaceae. The record is from RefSeq and is a predicted model, not a curated record. The coding region runs from base 1 to 186 and encodes 61 amino acids. The transcript is spliced from 2 exons.